GAUGUUGCUGGGGAAUCAGUUGAGUCCGGAGUAAUUUCACUUAUCGAAAAACCAGGAUAUACUGCUCUGCCACAAUAUUAUCUAAGAGCUGGUUCUGACCUUUUGGAUAUUAUCCAGGCUAGAACACCUAGGUUUAAAAUUUCUUCGCAGAAACUUUUUAGCAUUCUCGAUGAAGGAAGUGAAAAGACUUUCCUGUGUAACGAGGCUGCACAACUGCAAAAAUACAUAUUUGACGGGGAAAUUGGAAAAAAUGUACUGGAGGCAAAAAAUGUCGUUGCUAGCGCAAGCUUUCUUCUGGAACAGCGAUUGAUCAAAGCAUGGCUUGCUGACAAAGAUGCGGAAGCCCUGAGGUGCCAAAAUUUACUGGUUGAAGAGGAAGAAGCUGCUCAAAGAAGACAAGCCGAGCUCUUGGAGAGAAAGAAGAGGAAGAAGCUGAGACAGAAAGAACAAAGAGUAAAGGACCAGAAAAAAGAUGUUAAAGAAGACGAAAGUACCACAUCAGAAGAACAACAUUCCCCAGCUGAGUCAUCAAGCCCGUUAUAUGUAGCUUCAGAUUCCGAGGCGCAGAGAUCAGAUUCCAUACCGAUUGAGGAUUCUUCAUCCCUCGAGGAACCUCAAGUUUUGGAAAUGGACAAUGGGAGAAACGCUGAAACUCAAGCGCCAAUGGUUGAUGAUGAUGGUUUUGGUAAUGGCCAAAACAUGGAAAGGCCGCGAAGUGGGCGAAGGCAAAUGGAGAAAAGAUCACAGCAUGGAAUGCCGAAUGGGUUCCACGGUAAUCAUGCGCCAAAACUUGGAGGCAUCCGAAAGAAUGGAACUAACAGAGACGUAAGAGGCAAUGCUACUAAAGUUUGGAGCCGAAAAGCCAAUAACCCCAAAACGAUAUUACCAGAUGCGGCAGUGAAUGAACAGGAUCAAGCAAAGAACAGUGAAGUUCUGAUUGGAUCGGUAAGUGUAACAAUCCGAAGCACCGGAGAACAUAACCAAACAAAAUGCAGUGAAGAGGAGCGAAGAAAGAAGACUGUUGAGGCGAAACCGUCAUCAGAGCAAUCAACUGUAAAAGUAUGGAGGCCAGUGAGCAGUCAGGAAAGGAUCGAUGAAAACACAGACAACAAGGAUAAGAACUCAAGCUCAACUGUACCUGAAGUUAAAACCGGUCAUCACAUAAGCUUGCACGAAGCGAAGGCGUUUCUUGCAAAGAGAUGGAAAGAGGCAACCACCGAAGAACACGUGACGUUAGUUCUGUCUCGGGAAACAGACAUGUCAGGUAACAACAACAGUCACGAAUCCUCAAAUGGUGUUAUAAACACUGCAAGACCAAAGCGCAGGAAGAAACCCGAACAGGGCACGAAGGUAAAGUAUGUUCCAAAACAGAGGAUUCCUUAAAAAUGAGCUUGAUUUUGGACCAGAGUAUCAUUUUUUAGGUAUACCAAAAGUGCAGUAUUAGCGAGAGAGACAUCGUUUUUUUGGGUGCUUUUAGAGAGAUUUUUCUUGAUUUUAUGUGUCAUCAUUCUUUUUCUUUUUCUUCUUCUUUUUCUAGAUAGAAAGACAUAGAUUUGUUAUCUUGUUGACCUUUCUCCAUUGCGAGGGUUUUUGAAAAUUUGAUAUGAAAUUGAUAUUUAGCCAAA
Raphanus sativus (radish) is the source of this 1625-nucleotide messenger RNA. RefSeq lists its product as uncharacterized. The annotation marks the transcript as partial. The record is from RefSeq and is a predicted model, not a curated record. NCBI's taxonomy places the organism in Eukaryota, Viridiplantae, Streptophyta, Magnoliopsida, Brassicales, Brassicaceae. The transcript is spliced from 5 exons.